AGAGCACGGGAGAGAGAGGAAAAGUUGGAUUCGAUUCGACUCAGGUUCUUCCGUCCUCUUUCGUUUUCUCUCCCUUCGAGGGAAAACUCUCUCGAAAGAGAAAAAAAGUUGAUUUUCUCUCUUCCCCAUCACACAGCAAAGUUUGAGGUGCGUGUGUUUUUGUGUGUUUGCAUACGCGCAUCUUCUCUUUGCUCCGGUUGUCUCACUUUUGCAGCACGUUUUGUGUUCUUGAAAGGGAAGCAUCACACCAAAUCCAUUUUCCCAGAACUUGGGCACCCUGCGGACUUGUUUCUGGCACUCGCGACGGUUCUUCCGCUGACUUCUUUUAUUGUUUGUUUUGCUCCUUCGUCUUUUUUUCUCGUUGGAUACCGUGUUUCUUGUCGUACUGCGUCAUUUUUGACUUUGCUAAUAAUAAUAAUCCUUCACGAUUCGUGUUUUCGACACUUAAAACCACAACACCGCUUUGCGUUCUCGAUCUCUACAGCAAGCCUUUCUUUUUUUUUCCCCGACAGUUUUUGUAUUUGUUCUCCAAUCCUGCGGACCUUCCCCCCUUCCUCCCCCCCCCCUCCUCGUUCCUUUCUUAAACAAACACAAACCCGUUAUCGUGCCUUAUCUGUUCCAUCAUUUCUUCUUCUUGGUUUCUCUGGCCUCCGCUUAUCGGCUUCGUGUUCUGUUUUCCCUGUUCCAGCCUUCUUCGUCUUACCUUAAAACUCUACCUUAACGCCUCACCCUUUUUUUUUUCGUCCGUUUUGGCCCAGUAAUGCGUUGUGUCGCGUCACGCUUUCUCUUCGUGUCUGUUGCUUUUUUGUUUUUCCUGGUUUGCUGUAGACAACAUGGACUCGACGUUGAGCAAGGACUUGGGGUCAACGCGGUCCGUGCACUCGUACGACCGGCACAUCAGCAGCCAGCGCACGUCGUCCUCGUUCGUUACGAUCAAUGAAAAGCGGUCCUGGCGACCUCCGCCUUACAUCUUUCAGCCGGUGCUGGACUACAUGCCAAACUCGGCCCCGCUAGCGCUUGCAGCCGCGAACCCGUUUCUCCGCCUGUACGUCGAACGAAACGAAAACAAUGGCGGCUUUCUGUUGGAUGGCUACCAAGUCACCCCAUUUUCUACGGAAAUGGGUAGAUCCGCAUGGGACGGUGGUGGGGGUAGAGGUGGAGCGGCAGGCGUUCGCAACGAGGGCGGGGAAGCAUGGGGGCCUGACCCGUUCGAAGCAGACGGCGAUGUGGGCGCCUGCGGGCCUGGUGUGUACAAUGGCCCCUAUAAGGGCACCAGUGGCCUGGUCGUGGAGGAGGAUGAAGUGGGCAACGGGUGGGCAGGGGAAGACGAGCGGAGCGUCUGCGAGGAGCCCUAUACCCCCCUCACGAGCACCGACGGCAGCGGCGGCGGCAACGGGGUGCAUCUUGCACCUUUUUACAUACACGGAUUCGAGCCGCUGCAAGGUGUUAGUCCGUUCUCUAGUCAUCAUUAUCCGUCCGUUGGUGUGGAUCGAGUGGUGCCAGUCUCUACGCAGGCGGUGAGUCUGUCGAUGAAAUCAAAUGCACCGUUUGCUGCCGAUGUGCGAGAUCGCGGCUGCCUGCAGGAGUGCUGGCUCGGCGCCGCCGCGGAGCUCUCGCUCUGUGUGAGCAUCGUGUGCAAGUCCGAUGCGGCGUUGCACUUCGCCACCCUCGGCGCGUGGUGGCUCUCACGUUACUACGGUGUUUCACUGCGACUGCACCACAUGCAUCCGGCACAACUGCCUGCGUUCAAGAAGGUGCAACAGUCGCUUUUUAUUAAAGAGCUACAGUUUGAAUACUGCGUCUUUUCCGAGGAUUUUCUGCAGUGCAUCUCGACUUCGGUUGACUUGCUCUCGCUGUCCAUCAUUUCCUGUUCAACGUCGCAGGAGGUGACGCUGCGAUGCAUCGACUCGAUUUUACGUAAAAGCGGCAGCGAAUCGAAGGGCGGUGCGCUUGCACAUACAAGGGAAAGGACAAGCCCUCUCCGUUACGGUAUACCCCCCACACCGGGCGAUCAUACUUCCGGAAGUCAAGAAAACAAUGCAGGCUCAUCCGCAACCACUGCUGCGGCGGAGUUCCGCCGCGAGGUGACCAACUGGUAUCUCUCCGGUGUCCGAUCCCUUGGCUCUCUGCGCCGCCUACGCUGCUUGCACAUUCUCCACACCCCGCUGCACGAGACUUUCUUGCAGGCCAUCACCACGUGCACGUCGCUUGAGUGCCUCAUGCUGCAUCGCUGCCGCGGCGUCCGCUCCCUGGAGCCGCUGCAACGGCUCAGCCAGCUGCAGUCCCUCAGCCUGCACGGUCUCUCCAUCGCGGACGUCGACGUGCUCUCGCUCGGCGCGUUGCCCGCGCUGCGGCAGCUCGUACUCGACGAGUGCCGCAACAUCACCGAUCUCAGUUUCCUCGCCCCGCUGCGCCACACCCUGGAGAAGCUUUUUGUGCCGCGCACGCUUCUGUCGAACGUGAAUAUGCAACACAUCGGCCUGCUCGACAAGCUAGUGGAGUUAGAUGUGCACUCGCUGCGCCAGUUGACGGAGCUGGACGCGCUGAAGGAGCUGACCAGCCUGCGCGUACUCAAUGCGCGGGACAACCUCAUCACGAAUCACGGCUGCGCCAUGUUGAGCUGUAUGCCGAGUCUGCAGCGGCUUGAUUUGGCCUCGUGUCGCUGUCUCACGUCUCUAGCUGCGGUGAUCGGUCCAAGCAGCCGGUGGGCACAGCGUCUGCUUUCGCUGAACCUCUCGCAGACUGCCAUUACCGAUGAAGGACUGCGCGGCAUUGCAGAGUGCACCGAGUUGCGCUACCUCAACCUUUCCCAGUGCAGCGCUGUACAAGAGCUCUCGUUUCUGCACAAGAUGUCUUCCUUGCGUUGGUUGCACCUCGGUAGCACCAGCGUGACGGAAGCGGAGACGGACCGGCACUUACCCUCCGCGAGUGCGCUGCGCCUGCUGAGUCUGUGCUGCUGCGCGAAAAUCACCUCCCUCAAAUUUUCGGCCAAGCUGCCGCUGCUAGAGUAUCUGGAUGUUGAGUCGACUGGCGUGACGGAUGAGCAGCUGGUGCACCUCAGCCGGUGUCGCAAGCUCCGCUUCCUGUCCUUGCAACGCUGCAGCGCCAUCACGCGGCUGGACUCGUUGUCCGCGGUGCGCUCCUUGCUGGAGCUGAACGCGGCCAUGACCGCUGUAGGCAGCCGCGCUGGUAGGCAGGGCAGCCUCCACGCUGGCGACGGUGAAGGUCACCGCGCCGCGAGAAGCGCGUCUUCGUCGCUGACCUCGCUGUACGCAAUAACGCCCCCAACCAUUUCAGGGCUGUCGCCGCCGCUGCUUUUCUCCACCACCUCCGCGCCUUCGUCGCCAAACACGCCAUCCGAGGCUACAGCACCAACACCUCCAACUGCAGUAGCAGACACGCUGUGCUUCCCCUCUGUCCAGGUGCUACAUUUAAAUGGUUGCAGCCGCGUAGCGCGACUGGAGGGAAUCAUAAAAAACUUCCCCCAGCUGCGUGUCCUCUACGCCGACCGCAUCUCCAUCGCGGCACACCGCAGCAACGUCGGCGUCGGUUUCAUCGUCGCGGAGGCGCAGCGGCGCGCGCGACUUAACGUGAACAUCGAAGGAGACGCGGGAGACGACGAGGCGGGGGAGAACGGUGGUGGACGUGGGCAGCACAACGGCCCAGGAGCGACUAAGUCUGUAUCCCGCCUCGAUGAGGUGCUGCAGCAGUACGUGCCACAGCCGCCCGCGACGCCGCGACCGCGCACCGCACACGCCGUCGGUGCCCGCCCGUACCCGCCCCAUCAGCGCGGAGCGUCCUGUGGGGCGGAUGCGGCUCUGGUGGCGCGGGUGUCGGGUGACGCCGUUGGAGACUCGGCGCGGGUGCUUCGCCUCGUUCUCCGCCGCAGCUCGCCAAACGAUGCCAUGUUUGCCCACCUGUGUGCUCACUUCACCAGUGUCACGUCGCUUGAUUUGUCGAAGUGCGUCGGCAUACAGUCCCUACCCGGUAUUGGGAAGCUAUACGCGCUGAGGGAGCUCUUUCUCGCGCAGUCUUCUGUCGACAACGACGGCGUCCGCGCCGCGAGUGCGUGUGUUUCGUUGGAGGUGCUACGGCUGUCUGAGUGCCGCAAUGUGACGGACGUGAACUGUUUGGCAGUGCUGAGAAAGUUGCGUGCCCUGAGCAUCGAACGCGUGCAGGUGACGAACCACGGUUUUGAGGGUAUUGGCGAUUGUCGCUCUCUUCAGUUCCUCUCGUGCGCGGAGUGCCGGUACUUGUCUGACGUGAACACACUUGGUCGCCUUCAACGGCUGACGGAGCUGCAUUUGGAGUUGACGGACGUGCGCGACGCCGGCAUCCGCGGCCUGCUGAAGUGCACCGCGCUUCAACGCGUGUAUUUCACGCGUUGUCAACGGUUGACGACGGUCGGUGAGAUGCGCGCUGUACUACCGCAGCUGGAGGUGCUUGACGUCUACGGUACCUCGAUACCCACGCGCGUUGCCGGUCAAGGGCAGCAGUUUGCCUGUGCGCUGAUGUAA
Messenger RNA from Leptomonas pyrrhocoris, 4517 nucleotides. RefSeq lists its product as hypothetical. Gene Ontology annotation, biological process: SCF-dependent proteasomal ubiquitin-dependent protein catabolic process. Gene Ontology annotation, cellular component: SCF ubiquitin ligase complex. Lineage: Eukaryota; Euglenozoa; Kinetoplastea; Trypanosomatida; Trypanosomatidae. The transcript has a single exon. The record is from RefSeq and is a predicted model, not a curated record. Bases 834 to 4517 code for a protein of 1227 amino acids. Gene Ontology annotation, molecular function: protein binding.